AUGGAUCAAGGAUUGCUAAAUGUAAUUGAGAUGUGUAAAGACGACCCUGAGCUAAAAACUCUUGCCGAUGACCAUCCUUUGCUAUUAAAUGCUUUAAAAGGCCUUGAAUUGACUGAAGACGAAAUUUUUGGAAUUUUGACUGCGGUUGAAAAUGAGGUAAAAAAUAAGCAGAAUUAUCAAUUGACAAAAAAUUUUGAAAAUGCGGAUAUAAGGACGAUUACAAGUUUUGCUAAUAUUGAGUGCCAAACUGAAGAGAAUUGGGUGAAUUCUUGCCAAUUUCAAAUGAAAUUAGAAGAUUAUAGAGCAACGAUAGUGAAUUCAAUAGAAUUUCAAAUCAAACUUGAAGAGAAAAUAAAAGAAGUCGCAACAAAUUUUCAGUCACUUUAUGGGCUAAUAGAAAAUAUAGGAUUUGCCCUAGGAUGGCGCUAUAUGGCGCCAUCCUAGGGCAAGCGAAAAUUGGCUCCACACGGGAACCGUAUUCCACGUGUGGAGCCAUUUUUCCACGUGUGGAAUCCACAUUUUUCCACGUGUGGAAUCCACAUUUUCCCACGUGGAAAAAUGGCUCCACACGUGGAACACAAUUCCCGUGUGGAGCCGUGUCUCCAAUUGCCCGAGGAUGGCGCAAUAUAGCGCCAUCCUCGGGCAAUUUCUAUAGGUCACUCAGCUGCGUAAAUGAGAUAAGCAAAGAAUUAAGCUAUUGCAAAGAAAAAUUAAAAAAAUCUGAAGAGGAGUGCUUUCAGCUUAAAGAAAAACUAGAUUUUAUUUGCACUGAAAGAAGUGUCAUUGAACAAACUGAAGCCAAUAAAAAAUCUGCUAAUUUAAUAGUAAAACUUAAAAAAAGUGAAGAAGCUUUACAAGAAGCAAUAAAGGAAAGAAAUUUGUGAAAAGCGAAGGCUCAAGAAAGGAUCAAUUUAGCACGAAAUAAUUCUGCUUUAAAGCUAAAAAACCAAGAAUUAGAAGAGCAAAACACUAUUUUAUUGAAAGAAAUGGAAGAAUACAAAGAAUGAGAAAAUUGCCAAGAAAAAAUAGAUUUUAAAAAAAUCAGCACAAGGUUAAUAAAAAUCAUAGGGACUAGGAUUCAGAAAAGGCUUAAAAGCUAUGCAAUUUCUAAGCUGAAAAUUGAAAAUAAACAAGAAAAAUCACUUUCAGAACAAAAUAUUAACUUAAUGAAUUUAAAUGAAAAAAAUGAGCUUCAAGCUUAUUUUUUGUCAAAAAUUUAUUCUCAGCUAUGCCUUGCUAUUUCUAAUGCGAAUUUGCAAAGACCUUUUGAGCUAGACUUAGCAAAUACCAAGCUGACAUCUGCCAAUUUUGACGAACUUUUACAAUCCUUAAGUAACAAUUGUUUUGUAGCUGAGCUAAAUUUAGCAGAAAAUUCAUUAGGGGACGAAAAUGCAUUAAAAUUAUCUGAAUGGCUCAAAAAAGAUGAUUUUCUCAGAUGCUUAAUGCUAACUCCCCCCCCUCCGUGAGUGAACAAAACCAUUAGAAAAAUCGCUAUUUUUUGCCCAAAAACCCACCCUCCGUGAGUGAACAAAAAUUUUUUUAAUAGAAAAAAAUUUUAUGGAAAACAAUUUUGAUAUAACGAUGACCCCCCCUCAAUCUUCAUGUCUAUUGCAACAAAAAUGCAAUUUUUUAAUAUAAAAUUUAUAUAUAAAAAAAAAUAAUAAUUUUCAUGUCUCUUGCAACAAACUAUAUACUAUACAUUAAAAUGGCGACACGUGUCAGCCUGCUCUCUUGGCGCAGCAGUCCAGACCUUAUGGCUACGGCCAACUGGGACGGGAUCUGAGCCUAGAAUCAGACGCAGGCUCAAGAAGUGUGCAUCCGGGUAGGUUUUGGCUGCUUUCCUGUGUGACUAGAAAUGGAGGUGCUCAACAACGUCCUUUGGAUCCGAGGACCCAUGGGCAUUCCUCUACCGAGAAACUGGGGUUUCGGCCCCAGGCCACAGGGGAACAGUCUUUUUCCUGUAGCUGUCGAAGGAAGGCACUUUGACACCCGAUAGACUCCAAGGAGCUGAUCCUUGGAAUCAAGCAACUCCAAUCGCCCGUAGCAGGGCCGCAGAAAUCCAUAAGUCGCCCACUCAAGACUGAAGCCGCAAGGAGGAGACAGAAGGUACCGGAAGGGCACUCGUAAGAGGGAUAGAUUCUCUGGGCUGGACUCGAAAAGCGGUAGAACCUUCCGUACGGGAGGUCUUUGGUGACUGCGUCAUCAAUAUGGCUAUACGCCCUUCCUAUAGAUGGCGCAUUGCGCGCCAUCUAUAGGAAGGGCGUAUAGCGCCUGUCUGUAAUAAUCCUAAUUCUAAUCCUCUUGCAACAAAAAUUUCGAUGCGCAUCUUAAAUUUUUCCGUACUUUUUAGCUAGAUAAGUUUAAUAAAAUUGCGAGCGAUGGCAAUAGCCGUCCAAAUCUCGAUGAGAAGGUCAUUGACACGCAUACAGUAGCGCUGCUUUAUGAUUUUUUUUAGAAAACUCGCCUAGAGAAAAUGCAUUAAUUUUUUUAUAUAAAAAUGUGUUGCAGUAGGCAUGAAGAUUUUUUCUAAAAAUUUUUGUUGCAAUAGGCAUGAAGAUUGAGGGGGGGUCAUCGUUAUAAAGUGAUAAUUAGUAUAAUGAAAUCUAGAGCUAAUUCUGUUUAAUUUUAAACAAAUUGCUUUUUACAACAUAAAUUUUAUAAAUUUAAUUAAUAUUUGCUUUCCAGUUUUUGCGAAUUAGGAUUUUUUUAAAUUUCGAAAAAAAAUAUUUUCUAAGAAAAUUUACAUAUAAAUUUUUUUUAAAAAAAAAAAAAAUAGCCCCCUCUGUGAGUAAACAAAAUUUUUUUUGUUCACUCACGAGGAGGGAGUAAGAAACAACAAUUUUUCAGCAGAAUCUACAGGAGAAAUAGUAGACGCUAUUUCAGUCCAAGGGCAACUCAAUAUGAUAGAUCUCAGUGAAAAUAAAAUUAAUUUACAAACUCUCAUAAAUUUAUCUACCUGUUCAACGUCAAUAAGUGACAUUAUUGUCGAAAAUUGCAAUUUAUCAGGAGAAGACAUGAAAUCUUUACUUGAAACACUUAAAGAUUCUCAGUUAAAUGGACUAUUUAUAUCAUAUAAUCCGAUACAGAAAAACAGCUUGAGAAGCAUUAUUCAGUUAUUAUCUAAGACUGGGCUCAAAAAUUUAGGACUAUCUGGGCUUCAGUUUGACGAAAAUCAUGUAGGGGAUUUAUGCAAUUUAAUUAGAACUCGGCCACAGAUGGAAAUUCUGCAUCUUGCCCACGUAAAAUUGACGAAUCAAGGACUUACAAGAAUUAUGGAAUGUUUAUGCCAACAAGAAAAUUUGCGCGAAUUAGACUUGACUGGGACUGAUGCUUUGAUAUCUGACGUCUGCGCGAUAUUAGACUCUUGUGUUGGGUUAAAAACAAUUGUGCUGAGAGAAAUGAAGGUUUCGCAUAAAGAUUAUUGUCUUUUAGCAGAUGCAAUACAAAGGUCGCCACAAUUAGAAGUAUGUUUAUUAGAUAAUUAA
Blepharisma stoltei is the source of this 3485-nucleotide messenger RNA. Lineage: Eukaryota; Ciliophora; Heterotrichea; Heterotrichida; Blepharismidae. The record is from the annotation of a GenBank genome assembly.